Entelurus aequoreus (snake pipefish) is the source of this 3805-nucleotide messenger RNA. It is a transcript of the gene slc15a4, whose product is annotated as solute carrier family 15 member 4. Gene Ontology annotation, biological process: oligopeptide transport; transmembrane transport. The record is from RefSeq and is a predicted model, not a curated record. Bases 236 to 1984 code for a protein of 582 amino acids. The transcript is spliced from 9 exons. Gene Ontology annotation, cellular component: membrane. NCBI's taxonomy places the organism in Eukaryota, Metazoa, Chordata, Actinopteri, Syngnathiformes, Syngnathidae. Gene Ontology annotation, molecular function: transmembrane transporter activity.
UUUAUAGAUCGCUUGUAGAGCCACGUACAAACCCAGCCAACAGUUUGUUGACAGCCGUGUGUCACGGGGUUGUGACGGGACACUUUUGGUCAACUUCCAGCUCUCGGUUGACAAAAGUAAACACUUGGAAGGUACACGCAACAAUAAAGGCGCAUGGAGAACAUCUACCAAUCUGACGUCUGACAGACGGACUGAACUGUUAAGGAAUUCAACAAUUGAUAAAUAUCAGUAGAGGAUGGCAAUCACUAAGGAUGCCAACGAGAGCACCCCUCUUAUAGACUCUGGUACUGGCAAUGUGAGAGCGUCACCCCCAUCUGUUUUCCGGGGAAGAAGACUAGCAUGUGCCGCUGUCUUGCUGGCUGAAUCCUUGGAAAGGAUUGCAUUCUAUGGCAUCACAUCCAAUCUUGUUCUCUUUUUAAAUAGCAGCCCAUUUUUUUGGGAGGGCACCCAAGCCAGCCAGGCUCCUCUGAUGUUCAUGGGGGUGACUUACCUGAUAUCCCCAUUUGGAGGCUGGUUGGCGGAUGCAUAUCUUGGGAAGUUUUGGACCAUUGCCUCAAGUCUGAUUCUAUACUUUAUCGGUAUUCUAUUUUUCCCAUUCAUUUCAAAUGAUGACACCCGGAUAAAUAUAUGCGGAGAAGAGGCAGCGUUUCCUGUGCAGCCUGCUGAAUGUCUGAGCACAAACAGUACUCCUCCAAGCAACAUCACUUGCCCUAUCCGUGCAGCUUAUUGUGGCCCUGUAGUCUACAGUGGACUUUUUUUAAUUGCACUGGGUGUGGGGACUGUCAAGUCAAACAUCACUCCAUUUGGGGCAGACCAGGUCAAAGAUAGAGGACCAGAGGCCACGCGCAGAUUCUUCAACUGGUUCUACUGGUGCAUCAAUUUGGGAGCCAUUCUGUCACUGGGAGGUGUGGCCUACAUCCAGCAGAAUGUCAGCUUUGAGCUUGGCUACAUCAUUCCCACUGUGUGUCUUGGGAUUUCCUUUCUUGUUUUCCUCCUGGGUCGCACCGUCUUCAUCACCAAGCCGGCUGAUGGCAGUGCGUUCACGGAUAUGUUCAAGAUACUCAGCUUUGCAUGUUGCUCUUCAAAGCCUAUGGAGCCUGACUUAGUUCGAAACAAUAAACCAACGCUAUUGGAUGGUGCCAAAGUGACCUACGGAGGAAAAUUUGCCGAAGAAAAAGUGGAGGAAGUGAAAUCGCUGGUGAAAGUCCUACCUGUUUUUUUAGCCCUUAUUCCAUACUGGAUGGUGUAUUUUCAGAUGCAGACAACAUACAUUUUGCAAGGGCUCCAUUUGAAAAUUCCAGAUGCUGCCUUGAACAGCACUACUGACUCCAAGAUGACGUUCCACUUCCCUGCAGCCUGGCUCACCAUGUUUGAUGCCGUGCUCAUCCUCUUGCUGAUUCCUCUUAAGGACAAAGUGGUAGACCCUAUUCUGAAGCGGCGUGGCCUGUUGCCCUCUUCUCUGAAGAGAAUUGCAGUGGGGAUGUUCUUUGUCAUGUGGUCGGCCGUGGCAGCGGGUAUUUUGGAAACCAAACGCCUGGAGAUCAUUCGAACAAAUGGUCCAAUUGACCAGGUGCUUGGAAACGUUAUCUACUAUGCCGCAGAUUUACCCAUUUGGUGGCAAGUGCCUCAGUACGUGCUGAUAGGAAUCAGCGAAAUAUUUGCCAGCAUUGCAGGACUGGAGUUUGCUUACUCUGCUGCCCCCAAAUCGAUGCAGAGCGCUAUCAUGGGGCUCUUCUUCUUUUUCUCUGGGAUUGGUUCCUUCGUUGGUUCUGGUUUGUUGGCUAUUGUGUCCCUCAAGGCAAUUGGCUGGAUGUCAUCUCACAAAGAUUUUGGAAACAUCAACGACUGCUCGCUCCACUACUACUUCUUCCUCCUGGCGGGGAUUCAGGGCGUCACCCUCCUCAUCUUCCUUAUCGUCUCUGUCAAGUAUGACAAGCAGAGGAGCAGGGCAGGAAGCCAAAGGCAAAGACACAUGUCAUCAUGACCCUGACGUGACCUAUAUCACCUGCCUGUUUCCUGUCGAGCCACUCAAAAAAAGUCUUGUAAAUAGGUACUUAUUAAUCAAAGCAAAAAGUUCUGCGCUCGCUCAAAUUAUUGAGGGUUCUGUUUUUCUCUUUGAAUGAUUUUUAUGAGACCGCGUGGCUGGAAAAUGGACAUAAUGCAGGAUGUCCAUCAUGUCUGUUUACUCUGUUGCCUACAUUUGCACUAGACCUGCGAUGGUGCCACAAGGUAUCUAUAUGUUUUUAUUCUAUCUUUCAUCUGUUUUUCUAACCACUUCUAUUGCCAACCGUGAAACAGCAGGAUUUACUCCAAUUUAGGUGAUUUAUUAUAAACAUACAUCCAUUUGGAGGUGUGCUAAAUGUACUGUAUUAUUUCUUAACCACAGUAUAUUGGCCUUAAAAUGUGAUACUUUUUUUUUUACACUGUACUAUGCUGUGUAGUACUGUAGUGCAUUUUAAUCUCAAUAAGGAGAGACUGAGGGCAACAACCUACACUCCAAUGACAAAUGGUUGAACUGACUAGAAUCUCUUAGAAAUCACCUAUGGUGGUGAAUUGCAUUAUGAACUCAAGUGUAUCUCAGUAAUUUCGAAAAUUGUGUACAUUUUAAUCAAUUUCAAGAUUUUAAGUCAGACAAAUAAAAAUUCUGGGCAUUUUUGCGCUUUGAAGUAAUGAACUUUUUUAUUAGCUGUAAGCACGAUCAUCAAAACAAUUAAGAAGUACAUCUUUAAAUAAAAUAACGAGUUAACUUCUGUGAUUAAUCACAGCAUUGCAUUAAUCAUUUAUACACAGAAAUUAACCACGCAAUGUAUUAUGACCACAAAUGCUCCUUUAACUUACCGUAUUUUUCGGAGUAUAAGUCGCACCGGAGUAUAAGUCGCACCUGCCGAAAAUGCAUAAUAAAGAAGGAAAAAAACAUAUAUAAGUCGCACUGGAGUAUAAGUCGCAUUUUUGGGGGAAAUUUAUCAGAAUCAGAAUCAGAAUGGAUAAAACCCAACACCAAGAGUAGACAUUUGAAAGGCAAUUUAAAAUAAAUAAAGAUUAGUGAACAACAGGCUGAAUAAGUGUACCUUAUAUGACGCAUAAAUAACCAACUGAGAACGUGCCUGGUAUGUUAACGUAACAUAUUAUGGUAAGAGUCAUUCAAAUAACUAUAACAUAUAGAACAUGCUAUACGUUUACCAAACAAUUUGUCACUCCUAAUCGCUAAAUCCCAUGAAAUCUUAUACGUCUAGUCUCUUACGUGAAUGAGCUAAACAAUAUUAUUUGAUAUUUUACGGUAAUGUGUUAAUAAUUUCACACAUAAGUCGCUCCUGAGUAUAAGUCGCAUAUUGAUAUUUAAAAAAUAUGUUUUAAAUCAAAUUAAUCACACUUUUAAAUUUUGAUUAAUCCCACCAAAUUACAGUCAUGUAUAAUUUAAAUCAACUUUAAAAAGGACCCCAAUGUUUUGACACCGACCCAAUUUCUUUCUCAGGAUGUCAUUUGCGAACAUUUUUAAAAUGUUUUACCCAAAUGCAGUUUUAUCUAAAGUUCCACGGAGUCACCUCACUCAUCUUUGCACUGACUGAAGUAUGCUUCGACUUGAUCACUGACUUUGUAGCAGGGGGGUCAAAGGUACGGCCCGGGGGCCGGAUCAGGCCCGCGAAAAGGUUUUAUUCGGCCCGCGGGAUGAGUUUGCUAAUGAAUGAAUGAAAGCAACUGCUGUUCUAAAUGUGUCCACUGGAUGUCACAAUAGCAAUUUGUUGUAUCUUUGUAGAUGAUGUAACAUAUGUACAAAAUAAACAACAUGAUCAAACUACAUAAAUAA